Messenger RNA from Xyrichtys novacula (pearly razorfish), 3465 nucleotides. The record is from the annotation of a GenBank genome assembly. Lineage: Eukaryota; Metazoa; Chordata; Actinopteri; Labriformes; Labridae.
AUGGCUGCCGAAUCGGGGAGACUACUGGCGGGACAAGGAAAACGAAGCAAAGGUAGGACUUGAUUUCACCCAUCUCCCCCCCUCCAAAUCAGAUCGGAAUCAUCCAUUACUGCGCUGCAAUGGGCUGCACUGGUGCUGUUAGCAAAUCCCUCCUCGCCUCCCCCAUAUGUAAACUUCACGACUGUCUCCGGUGGUGGCUGUUUUUUCCUCACAGAGUGGAUCUGUGAGCGGGGUUCAUGUCUAUCUUGCUAUCAAUGUACCUUCAGCUCCGUUUCCUCGUUCUCAUGUCUUCGUCUUUUUCCUGUCUCCCUCAUUGACCUUACCUUCUCUGCCUCUGUUUGCGGCCUUUCUCCCUCUCGCCUGGGUCAUUUGGUCUGCCUGGGUCAUUUGCGAUUCAAGGCUUCAUAUCCUUGGUGAUGAUAACGCCUGGAUGUUCAGCAUCUUGUCCUCAUGCCAGUCUAUGUCCCAUCAUUGAUUCCAUUCCAACUGUUGGACUUGAAAAAGAGGCCCUAGGUCUAAAGCUGCUCCACUCUGUCACUAAGGGGUAUUGGCCAAUCCAAAUGUGAUGCUGCACCCGAUUGGUGGUGGACUAAUAGCAUUAACAACAAAGACCUGUUGUGGUGAUGGCUAAUAUUUAUAUUUUCCCCUAUCAACCCCCUCCCUCCUUAUUUGACUUUUUCAGCUUCACAGAUGAAGAGUCCGGAGAAGAAGAAGGCAAGGAAAUCCACCACCCAGGUCAUCAUGCAGAAAUCUUUAAAGGGAUAUUCCGGUGUAAAAUUAAUUUAGGGUCAAACGCACCGUGACACAGACUUAGACAUCCCCUCGAGAGAUUAAUGUUGCUGACCGCUUGCUUCUCUAGAUAUACCAACUUGAGUAACGACUGCUCGAUUGCAAUACACAGCGGUCUGAGGAGCCAUAAACAAACUUCAACCAAAAAGGCCAAUCUAUAGCCACAAAUAAUGCUCAGAACAGCACCUAACUUCAUCAACAGUACAUGUAGGGUCCCAGCCAUAGCACUAGCCACCAAACAUCUUUUUAACUUUGCCUGAUUUCUUUAGCAAAGAGACUUAACACAACUCGCCUACUCUCUUCCAGCAGCCACUUGUUUGUAGCGAGACCUCAGGCCAGUCCAUUACGGACUGCUAUGGAGUGACGCAGCUCAAUGAAGAACAUUUAUGAUCAGUACUGUAUCAUUUCCUUGAAAUAAUAAUCCCCAUAGUAAUCAUUUUGCACUGCAGAUACGGUAGUUCUUCUGCUGUAGCGUCUCGGUCUGAUUGCAUUUCCAUGAAGAAAUGGUAAUAAAUAUUGUUCCUUGAGCUGUGUCACCCUGUAGCAGUCAAUGAUGGACUGGUCUGAGGUCUCGUGACAAACAAGCAGCUGCUGGAGGAGAGUAGCUGAGUUGUGUUUGCUAAAGAAAUCAAGCAAGGUUAAAAAUAUGUUUGGUGGCUAGGACCCUAUAUGUAUUGUUGAUGAAGUUAGGUGCUGUUCUGAUCAUUAUUUGUGGCUAUAGAGUGGCGUUUUGGUUGAGAUUUGUUAAUGGCUCCUCAGACAGCUGUGUAUUGCUAUCGUGCGGUCAUUACUUAAGUUGAUAUAACUAGAGAAGCAAGUGGUCGGCAACACUAAUCUCUCGACGGGGUGUCUAACUCGGUGUUAUGAUGUGUUUGACCCUAAAUUAAUUUUAUGUCGGAAUAUUCUUUUAGUUCUUCGCUGUAAAACAAAUGUCAACUGACUGUGCAGAAAUUAAUGAGGUACCAGUCCAAAGUUUUAUUUUUAAAAGAUUUUUAUUCUUGCUUCUUUUAGGCGGCCGGGUUCUCCCACCUCACUGAGUUUGCACCCCCACCAACCCCCAUGGUGGACCACCUGGUGGCUUCCAACCCUUUUGAUGAUGACUUUGGACCCCCAUCUCGACCCACUGGCGCAGGCGGACCAGGCAGUGCUCCCUUUCUCCCCAGUCCAGGCGCAGGCGCAGGAGGUGGUUAUGGAGGUGGAGGCAGAAUGGGCGCAGGUAUGGGCUUCAUGGGUGGCCCCGGAGGGCCAGGUGGAGGCCAGCCCGGACGGCGGCCUCCUUUUGGACCCCCUUCUAAUGCUGGACCUCACCACCAGUUAGGCUUUGGAGGCAUGCCUGGCUUUGGUGGUGGUGGUGGGGGUGGCACUGGGGGAGGAGGAGGGGGCGGUGGGUUCCCUCCAGGUGGGCCUUCUCAGUUCAAUAUGCCACCAAACUUUAGUCCACCUAUGCACCCUGGGCCAGGAUUCAACCCCAUGUUGUCCCCAGGAGCUAUGGGAGGUCCUGGAGGAGGGGGACCUCCCCACCCUCGUUUUGGGAUUCCACCACAACAGCAGCAUGGACAGGGUGGACACCCAUUCAACAGCCCACCUUUACCUGGUGGUGGAGGUCCACGGGGGCCCCCACAUGGCCCCUUGCCUCCCAUGGCAGGAGGGAUGGGACCUGGAAUGAACAUGAUGGGGGGCAUGGGUGGUGCUCCAGGAGGCAACAUGGUAGGAGGGUUGCCAGGUAUGCCCCCUCAAGGACAGUUCCCUCCCUCGCAGGAUGGACCUUACCCUGGUCCUAGCCCACCAGGGCCAGGUAACGAGGAUGGGAAGAAUUUUGGUGGAGGAGGGGCCCCGCCUGGCCCUCAGCAGCAACAACAGCAACAGCUCAAUCUAAACCCCAAUGGCCCACCUCCUAAUACAACCACUCCUGGCCCUCCACCUAACUCUGGCCCUCCACAGCCAGGCGGGGGAUUCCCUGGCCACCCUGAUGUACAGCAGCCCAGUGCCAACACACCCGGUCAGCCUCCCUCAGCGACCCCCCAGCCUAACCCCAACUCUUCCCCUACUGGCCCCCUGAAUGGGUCAGGCCAGUCUCAGCAUCCUCCACCUGGUCAGCUACAACCCCCCAACAGUACAAAUACUCCCAACUCAAAUAACUCAAACCAGCAGCAGCAGCAACAGUCCACUCCACCUAGCUCAGCUCCGGGCUCAACCCCUUACAACCAGCAGAACAACACCCCCGGUGCUGGUGGUCCCUUGUCAAAUCCAGCUUCCAAUUCAGGUCAGAAUAACAUGACCAACAACAACGGCGGCAACACUCCUGGCAGCAACCCCAACCCCCCCUCUAAUUCCACCUCCACCCCUAACACCCAGUCUCCUCUGCCCCCCGGCCCUGCUGCCCCCUCGACCGGGCCUGGCUCCGGCCCUGGGAAACUUGGUGGCCCCGGGAUGGUCUUCCCAUGUGGCCUCUGCAUGGCAGAGGUGCAUGACGAUCAGGACGCCAUUCUGUGCGAGGCCUCUUGCCAACGCUGGUUCCACCGUGACUGCACAGGCCUGACAGAGCCGGCGUACGGGCUGCUGACUCGAGAGAGCGCUGCGGUGUGGGCCUGUGACUUCUGCAUCAAGACCAAGGACAUCCAGGCUGUGUUUGUGCGCCAGGGAUUAGGCCAGCUGGUGGCAGCUAAUGAGAGUUGA